Molecule: messenger RNA, 1470 nt
Organism: Planococcus citri (citrus mealybug)
Lineage: Eukaryota; Metazoa; Arthropoda; Insecta; Hemiptera; Pseudococcidae
Gene: Pex11ab
Product: peroxin 11
Exons: 3
Coding region: 227-916 (229 amino acids)
Biological process (GO): peroxisome fission
Cellular component (GO): peroxisomal membrane
Source: RefSeq, a predicted model, not a curated record
UCAGUUUGUUGCUUGUAAAUUUUAUUUCAAUUUGAUAUUUGAUAAUUUUGAGAAAAUGUUUGCAGUUUUCGAGGACAAAAUGAGAGAAUUUUUAAAUAAUGCGUGAAGAAUUUUCGUACACUUCUCUUAUCUUAUAGGUUUUUUCAUCUAAAAGCAGCGUUUACGAUUUCAUAUAUCGUGUGCAAUUUUUCUCAAACGUAUGUAGCUCAGCUCACCAUUCGUUACCAUGAAUCAAGUGGUUAUAUUUAAUAAUAAAACAUCUGGAAGAGAUAAAUUGGCGAGAUUAAUUCAGUACGCGAGUAAAGUAGCCUGGUACAUUUUGAAAGAAAACAACGCCGCCGGAUCAUCGGUCGAUAAAUUCGCCAACUUGGAGUAUUUGCUGAGUAAUUUUCGACGAAUUUUGAGAUUGGGACGAUGCCUGGAUACGUUAUAUUCGGCGAUGAAUUUGAUUCACCACGAUGAUAAAUUAAUAAGCUUUAAUUGCGCUAUAUCGAAAAUAGCCUACUCUAUGUUUCUACUCUGCGAUCAUAUUAUUUGGUUCGGCAGAGCUGGUCUUGCCGAUAUCGAUACCUCUCGUUGGAACCGCAUCGCUAAUAAGUACUGGUUGUUCACGAUCGUCAUAAACUUAGCUCGAGAUUAUUUCGAAAUCAAAAGACUACUCGCAGGCAGUAAGAUGUUCGCUAAGUGUAAAUGCAGUGAUCCAAAGAUGGCUAUUAGAAAGCUAAUCGAGUUCUCCGAAACGCACAAAGACGUAGUGUUGGAUUUAGUGAAAAAUAGUUGCGAUAUAUUUAUUCCUCUGGCUGCUUUAAAUUACGUUAAUCUGAGUCCCGCUACUAUUGGAAUGUUCGGUGUUGUAUCAUCUAUCGUUGGCAUUUAUACAGUUGUAGAUCCUUUCGCUAAGUUACCAUUGGCUUGAAGUGUAUUUUUCCCUGUGUGUGUUUUUUUUUUUUUUGGAUGAUGAAACAUUUCUAAUAUUGUGAUAUGAACAUUUUUCCAUUGCAUUCGCGGUUCGAGUUGCCCAUCAAUCACAUCUUCCUUUUUUUUUUUGUAUUUUGUGUGCUUUUUCUCCAAUGGGUUUACCAGGUGUGUUUAGGUUUUAAAGAUAGGUUUAGGGGGAUUUUAUUGUGAUAUUCGUACAUUUUUAUAUAGCAUGCACUUUACAUUGAUGUAUUUUUUUUUUUUUUUUUGUAUAUGAUUGUUACACAUUACGCAGCUAAGUAAUGAGCUAAUUUAUAUAUUUUUUGGUCGAUUUCCCAAUUCUCAAAAAUGUCUUACGAAUAGGAAUCAUCUGCAGAAAAAGAAAAGUUUGAGGAAAAAACGUAUAUUUUUGUGUUUUUCUUUGUACCAGUGUCAUACGUUGGGAUUUCGUCGAGAGUUUAUUUUUAUAUUACUAUUUACAUACAUUCGUCAUUCUAUUUCGUAUUACAUAAACAUAAUACGUACAUCUACUUAAUAAAUAAUGAAAGUACA